Molecule: messenger RNA, 380 nt
Organism: Aspergillus eucalypticola CBS 122712
Lineage: Eukaryota; Fungi; Ascomycota; Eurotiomycetes; Eurotiales; Aspergillaceae
Exons: 4
Coding region: 71-307 (78 amino acids)
Biological process (GO): mitochondrial respiratory chain complex IV assembly
Cellular component (GO): mitochondrial intermembrane space
Source: RefSeq, a predicted model, not a curated record
UGCAACUCUCUCGGAGCAACCACUCAAGCACAAGCAGUCAAGCAGUGGGACAGUCAAGCAAGCAAGCACAAUGUCGGACCAGGAGAAAAGGGAGAACCCGCCCGUGGAGGUGGAGGAAGACGACGACGAGCCGGAUGAAUGGGACAAGCGGAUCUUCAGCACCGGCUGUGCAGCGGAGCAAAUGAAAAUGAACGACUGCUGGUUCGAAAAGAAAGACUGGCGCCAGUGCCAGAGUGAGAUGGAAACCUUCCGCGAGUGCUGGAAACGUCAGGGCAACGACGAGCGCACACAAACCAAGGAUGCUUAAAUGAUACCGAUACCGAUACCACAGACCAUUUGUACAAUAGAAGAGAACUACUAAGACUCUCCACUUAUCCUCC